AUGGGGAUCCAUGGAGGAGGUGGUAGUUGCAGGGCGGUGGUCGACGCUGCUGCCUUGCUCCUUCUCCAGCUGUGUUGCUGCAUUGCUCUUACUCUGGCAGCGGCGGCAGCCACGGACGUCGCCGGAGGGGAGCAACAACAGGUCCGCGCCAAGUACAGAGACCCGAAGCAGCCGCUGAACGCGCGGGUCGACGACCUGCUGCGGCGGAUGACGCUGGCCGAGAAGAUCGGGCAGAUGUCGCAGAUCGACCGGGAGAAUGCCACCGCUGGCGUCAUCAGAAAGUACUUCAUAGGGAGCGUGCUCAGAGGCGGCGGCAGCGUGCCGGCGGCCGGCGCUCCGCCGGAGGCGUGGGUGGAGAUGGUCGAGGAGAUACAGCGCGCGGCGGUGUCGUCGACUCGCCUCGGGAUCCCGGUGAUGUUCGGCAUCGACGCCGUCCACGGCCACGGCUACGUCUACAAGGCCACCGUCUUCCCGCACAACGUCGGCCUCGGAUGCACCAGAGACACAGAGCUCGCAAGGAAGAUCGGAGCAGCAGUUGCAUUGGAGGUCAGAGCCACCGGAAUCCCCUUCAUCUUCGCUCCAUGCCUGGCGGUGUGCAGAGACCCUCGGUGGGGCCGGUGCUACGAGAGUUUCAGCGAACACCCGGAGCUAGUGCAGAACAUGACCUCCAUCAUCUCCGGCUUCCAGGGUGAGAUCCCGGCGAGUGGUCGCCUCGGCGCGCCCUACGUUGCCGGGCAGCACAAUGUGGCGGCGUGCGCAAAGCACUACGUCGGCGAUGGCGGCACCACCAGGGGAAUCAACGAGAACAACACAGUGGCCACCUUCCACGAGCUGCUUGGCAUCCACAUGCCGCCCUACUACACCGCCGUCAUUCGGGGUGUCUCCACCAUCAUGGUUUCCUACUCAAGCUGGAAUGGCGUCAAGAUGCACGCCAACCGCUUCCUCGUCACCGACUUCCUCAAGACCAGGCUCCGUUUCAGGGGUUUUGUGAUCUCGGAUUGGCUAGGGCUCGAUAGGAUCACAAACCCAGAACAUGCCAACUACCUUCUGUCCAUCAAGCUGGGCAUCCUUGCUGGCAUUGACAUGGUCAUGAUUCCAUACAGGUACACAGAGUUCAUCGACGACCUCACGUUGCUGGUGCAGAACGGAACCAUCCCCAUGAGCCGCAUCGACGACGCCGUCCGCCGCAUCCUCCGCGUCAAGUUCACUAUGGGUCUCUUCGAGAGCCCCUACGCCGACACCAGCCUCGUUGGCGAGCUCGGCAAGCAGAAGCACGGCGACCUGGCGCGCGAGGCCGUGCGCAAGUCCCUCGUCCUCCUCAAGAACGGCAAGCCCGGUGCCAAGCCACUGCUGCCGCUUCCCAAGAAGCCCUCCUAUGGCGGCAGCGUCCUCGUCUCUGGCAGCCACGCUGACGACCUCGGCAGCCAGUGCGGCGGAUGGACCAUCACCUGGCAGGGCCAAACGGGGAACAACCUCACCACCGGGACCACCAUCCUCGACGGCAUCAAGCGCGCCGUCGCCCCCAGCACCGACGUCGUCUACUCCGAGAAUCCAGACGCGGGCUUCGUCCAGCAGAACAAGGCACGGUUUGACUACGCCAUCGUCGUCGUCGGCGAGCCUCCCUAUGCCGAGACGCACGGUGACAACCUGAACCUGACCAUCCCUGCGCCAGGGCCAGACGUGAUCCGGAACGUGUGCGACAGCAUCAGGUGCGUCGUGGUGCUCGUCUCCGGGCGGCCGCUGGUGGUGGAGCCAUUCAUUGACGGCAUGGACGCGCUGGUGGCGGCGUGGCUGCCGGGGACGGAGGGGCAGGGCGUCAGCGACGUGCUGUUUGGCGACUACGGGUUCACCGGGAAGCUGUCGAGGACGUGGUUCCGGUCCGUGGAUCAGCUGCCCAUGAACGUCGGCGAUGCGCACUAUGAUCCACUGUUCCCGUUUGGGUUCGGCCUCGAGACACAGCCGUCCACAUAUUAG
Miscanthus lutarioriparius is the source of this 1974-nucleotide messenger RNA. NCBI's taxonomy places the organism in Eukaryota, Viridiplantae, Streptophyta, Magnoliopsida, Poales, Poaceae. The record is from the annotation of a GenBank genome assembly.